Molecule: messenger RNA, 1770 nt
Organism: Metarhizium album ARSEF 1941
Lineage: Eukaryota; Fungi; Ascomycota; Sordariomycetes; Hypocreales; Clavicipitaceae
Exons: 1
Coding region: 1-1770 (589 amino acids)
Source: RefSeq, a predicted model, not a curated record
AUGGUGCCCAGACCCCUCCCUUACAACGGCAACUAUGCGUCGCCCGAUGAAUACGUCUCCCAUCUCCUCCACUUUGUCAACACUACUGAGCUUUUCCAAAUCCUCUGCGGCGGUACUCACAUCCUCGACUUCUUCACCUCGUCGCCUGGUCUCUUUCACACUGUCAUACCCAAGACGUGGCGACCGUUUCUCUUGCAAUGCGAUGUUAUGCGCCUCCUCGACAUCUUGAUGAGAGAUGAUCUCGAAAAUCUCCAACUAGCUGGUCUGCCGGAAAUGCCGGACAGCUUGCUUCAGUACAUCAAAUCCAUCAGGCAUCUUUCACUCGACAGAGAAUUUACUCCCCCGUCACACGAUUUGCCCGUUCUGCCGCAAAUCGUUAAAGUAGGCAUGAAGCCCAAAAAGAUUCAUGAAGUCGCAAAUUUUGCCGACUACGUGGAUCGCCUGUCCAAGAAUAUUGCUACUUCAAAGGCGAACCGAAUAAGUCACUUUGUAGACUUUGGCAGUGGCCAGAACUAUCUUGGCCGCGCUCUGGCCAGCGAGCCUUACAACAGACGAGUCGUUGCGGUAGAGGGUCGCGAGAACAAUGUCACUGCGGCAAGAGGCCUCGACAUAUCCUCUGGCCUGGCAACCAAAGAAAAGGUCAUGAGGAAUAAGAGACUGUGGAACAAGAUUCUUGAAGCGGCCGGGCCACACCCACAUAAAAGUCCAGACGUGUUCAAACAAGUUGCCGGCACAGAAGCAUUCGACUUUAGACCCCGGGAGCAAUUAAAGUCGGAGUGCAUAGUGGAGCACGGCAAAGGCCAUGUACAAUACGUUUCUGGGCGUCUGGAUAGCGGCGACCUGUCGGAAGUCAUUGCCAAGAUUGACAAGACCUCUGCUGCGGCGGAAAAGCGCAAGCUAAUGGCCAUCUCCAUCCAUUCCUGUGGCAACCUCUCCCACUUCGCCAUUAGGUCACUCAUCCUCAAUCCCGAUGUUCGCGCCAUUGCCAUUGUAGGAUGCUGCUACAAUCUCAUGACCGAAAGACUCGGCCCGCCGACCUACAAACACGCCUAUUUGCGUCCAACCCUUCAGGCGCUCAAUGGCCGCGUCGGCCGAGAAUCUUCAAAAUUCGACCCCCAGGGCUUCCCCAUGUCCCAAAAAUUCUGCACUUACGACGACGACGGAAUUCGACUCAAUGUCACUGCUCGGAUGAUGGCUUGUCAAGCCCCCAAGAACUGGGACCGCUUGGACAGUGAGGCUUUUUUUUCGCGACACUUUUUCCGAGCCGUUCUCCAAAAGAUCUUUUUGGACAGGGGCGUCGUCAAACAAAUAUGUCACGUUCCGGAAAAUGCAGAUGGACAAGCGUUCAGAAAUCCCGGACCAUUCGACGUGGGCACACAACCCGUUACCAUCGGGGGUUUGCGAAAGAGCUGCUACUCUUCGUUGAGAGCCUACGUCCGGGGAACAAUUGAGAAGUUGACUACCAGCAAGGAAUACAGGCAGUACACAGACGUGAUGAAUGAGAAGAUGGCCGAUAUUACGGACGGGGAGAUUGACGAGUAUGAAGCUGAGUAUUUGCCGAGGAAAAAGGAGCUGUGUGUGAUUUGGAGUCUGAUGGCAUUUAGUGCCAUGGUCGUGGAGUCGAUGAUUGUGGUAGACAGGUGGAUGUUUCUGAAAGAACAAGUCGAAGUCGGCGACGCGUGGGUUGAGACGGUGUUUGAUUAUGGGAUGAGUCCGCGGAAUUUGGUCGUGGUUGGAGUCAAAAAGGAUGACCACGCGAACAGCACAUGA